Molecule: messenger RNA, 2052 nt
Organism: Malaclemys terrapin pileata
Lineage: Eukaryota; Metazoa; Chordata; Testudines; Emydidae
Gene: SCEL
Product: sciellin
Exons: 21
Coding region: 299-1669 (456 amino acids)
Biological process (GO): epidermis development
Cellular component (GO): cytoplasm
Source: RefSeq, a predicted model, not a curated record
UCUGAGCCUUUCAGACAGUCAGAUGGAGCGUGUGAUACUGCUCUCUGUAAACUUUAACUACACGUCAGUUCCAGGUAGGGUGACCAGACAGCAAGUGUGAAAAAUCGGGACAGGGGGUCGGGGGUAAUAGGAUCCUAUAUAAGAAAAAGACCCAAAAAUCGGGACUGUAGCUAUAAAAUCAGGACAUCUGGUCACCCUAGUUCCAGGUGCCCACCAAGACAAUCACUGGAGUGGGCCAGCUACAGAGUACUUAUUUAUCAUAUAGAGAUCCCAAAGGAGGAUACAUCCCUGAAAUAAAAUGUCAACCUUCACCAUAGGAAAAUCAUCCCCUAAUCAAAGUGAUACAAAGAGUCCCACUCUUACAGGGAAAAGCAGACAACAGGUUGUUCAUGAUGACAACAGCAAGCGAAGGACCCUGUUGCAGGAUAGCAGCUGGAUAAAGAAAAGACCUGAGGAAGAGAGUACUAAUGAAAACUAUGGCAGAGUUGUGCUUAACCAAUACAAAUCUCAAGAUAGCUUACACAGUAACUUGAAUGAAAAGGAAGAUCAGAAAGUUUUACUUGGCCGAUACAGAUCUGAUACUACUUUAGACAGAAUUUCAGACACAAGAGAUGCUGAUAAUGCAAAUAAUUCCCCACCCUUAGAUAAUAGGACAACUAACAGACUGUCCUGGACUCCUUCAAAUAUAUCAACCACUACUACCACCACCACCACCACAUCUCCUGUGAAGCACAAAAGGCAGUCUUGGAUGCCACCACCAGUCUCCGGUUAUAAGAACACCACAGUUACUGUGGAAAACAAAGGGCAGUCCAGAACCCCACCAGAUACAACCACCACAACUAUAGUUGAUUCUAAACGAAUUGCUUCUUCAGACAAUUCAGAAGGGCCAAAGAUGACUGUCUAUUCAUCAGAACAAACUACACCUGAGAGCUCAAAAACUGCUGUAGACAAUAAAACCAGAACAAGGCAGGUGUCUCCACCAAAACCUGGCAUAUCUGUUGCUGAAAGAAGAAUUAUAACAGAAAGAACUACAAGGAGCCAAGAUCUUGAUAAUCUCAAAAAAAAUCCCACAACUCACACAAAUAACAAGGGAGGGAAAGACCUUGAUGAUCUCACUGUUGUAAAUACUGCUGCACAGAAAAAUAAGAGAGGCCAAAAUCUUGAUGAGCUCAUUGAAGUAAAGGCUCCUGUGGAGCAAAAUAAAAAUCGGACAACUGAGCAACCCUCUGAUUCUGCUAGUGCUCCAAAUAACCGAUCUGACACAAACUACUCUUAUGACAACAGAGGAUCCAGCAAUAGAACUUCGACCAGUUACUCAAGUCCAAAGAACAAUGUUGUGUACACCAGGACAUAUGAGGAGAACAGCAAAUCACCCAAUGAUGCACAUGAAGAAAAUGUCACUGGAAAGUCUAUCAAAACUGUUUACUCUACUUCUGAUCGGACUAUAAUUGAAAAAGAUAUGUGUACAUACUGCCGGAAGCCACUGGGCAUAGAUUCCAAAAUGAUCUUAGAUGCCUUACAGAUUUGCUGUCACUCAACUUGCUUCAAGUGUGAAGUGUGCAAAAGACCUCUGGAAGAUCUGAAAGCAGGAGACAGCAUUUGGAUUUACAGAAAUACUGUGCAUUGUGAACCCUGCUAUUUCAAAAUUAAAGAAAAAUGGAUCUACUAGUUUGGGCUUCCAGAAACUAGGAUAAAGAUACACUAGUAUUUAGUUAAAUACAUUUUCCUAAUACUUAAACAACCUAUGUAAAAUGUUUAAUUUUUUUGUUAGGACUGACAUGUUCUAAAUAUAAUAUUACUAAAUAGUCACUAUAGGAACAUAGUCUAUGAAACUUAAAAUGACUUUAUAAAUACUUCCAGAAAGCAACAAAAUGUAUGGUUCAGUAUGUCCAUCAGAUGUGUGAAAGUUAUUUCUACAUGUGAUUUGGCAAAAGUAGAGCAACCUUGAAAUGUAUCAUAUGGAAGGACAUAUCUCUGCCUGUGAGUUUUGAAGGACCUGUUUUCUGUUUAUCCAAAAUAUGCCUGAAAAUAAAUAAAGAAUUGUUAUCUUUA